AUGAGGGUGAUUGAUGUGCUGUUGAAGGCAGUCAGUGAUGCGCCCAUCAUGAAGACCAAAAAAAGGUCCGUGGAAAGAGGGAGGACAGUACAGUCACUCGCUCAGUUUAUCUCACUCUUUCUCAAACUGGAUCCAAGUGAACAACUGUUCAUUUAUGUCAGUCAGUCAUUUUCUCCAUCACCACAUCAAGAAGUGGGUGUGUUUUUCGAGUGUUUUGGAAGUGAUGGUAAACUAUGUGUUCUCCGUUACUGCAAGUCCCAGGCCUGGGGAUGAUCGUGCUACUUUUUUUUCUGUCCCCCUUUCUCCCGUUUCAUUUAUACACCUACAAUAUCAAAAACAUCACUCCCACAUCAUGAUU
Carassius auratus (goldfish) is the source of this 358-nucleotide messenger RNA. Its product is annotated as ubiquitin-like protein ATG12. Gene Ontology annotation, cellular component: cytoplasm; autophagosome membrane; Atg12-Atg5-Atg16 complex. The record is from RefSeq and is a predicted model, not a curated record. Gene Ontology annotation, molecular function: Atg8-family ligase activity. Lineage: Eukaryota; Metazoa; Chordata; Actinopteri; Cypriniformes; Cyprinidae. Gene Ontology annotation, biological process: protein lipidation involved in autophagosome assembly; autophagosome maturation; autophagy of mitochondrion.